Stereum hirsutum FP-91666 SS1 is the source of this 2133-nucleotide messenger RNA. RefSeq lists its product as uncharacterized. Gene Ontology annotation, molecular function: cysteine-type peptidase activity. The transcript has 13 exons. The coding region runs from base 1 to 2133 and encodes 710 amino acids. The record is from RefSeq and is a predicted model, not a curated record. NCBI's taxonomy places the organism in Eukaryota, Fungi, Basidiomycota, Agaricomycetes, Russulales, Stereaceae. Gene Ontology annotation, biological process: proteolysis.
AUGCCUCGCGAGUAUACUGAGGCCCAGCUGCAAUGGAAGCGGGAGCUCAGACGCUGGUGUCAACUCUCUCGACCAUGGCCCCUCGACAAGCCCAUACCGAGUGUAUGCAAACUGCUGUGGAAUGCAGAGAGAUGGGGUGCAGACUCAUCGGAUACCAGUACGUUCCUCCAUCUAGAAUGUUCGGAGGUGUAUGAGAGGCUUUGUGGGGAGAAGGAGGGGUUUUUGUGGGUUAGAGACCGUUGCACAGAGUGGGAGAGGAUACGCAAAGAGCUAGAUGCCUUGCAGAGUCGUCUGAGUGCAGUCGUCACCAGCCCCUUGCUCUUAGAGAGUCGCAAUACCCUUUCCAGGCCUCUGCAAGGUCUCGGUGCUGUGGUCACGUCCGUGACAGUCAUAUGCAUGCUCUUGGAGGAGGAGGUCUCUGUCUGGUGUGGUGAAGUGCAGUGGAAGGGCAAGACUCGGAGUGGCUCCAAUGACUCUGUCAAGCUUGUCCUUGAACACCCUCCAGGGUUAGAGGAUAGUGAUGAUGAUGAUUGGAGUCACGUUCUUAGUGAUCCUGUUUUAUGCAAUUGUACUCACAUCCAGCGCAUCAUCCUCCUUAUACACAAUGGCCGUGAUCAUUGGAUUACGGCCUGUAUCGACUUUAACACGCUCUCUAUCACUGUAUAUGAUUCAUGGAAGCCUACAUACGACCGUAAUCACCCAGAGAAGAAGACGGGCAAGGGGAAGGGGAAGAAGAAGAAUGUGAAGGAUAUGGAUCACUGGGUAUAUGUUGCGUUAGCCUCCAUUCCGUCCUACAAUGUGGACACGCCGUGCUGGGAUGACUGGACCUUCUCACCACAUGAAAGGGUACCGUUCCAGGCCAAUAGCUCGGACUGUGGUAUAUUCGCGCUCUUGUUUGUCCUCCAUCUUCGCCAUGGCAGCUUCAAUCACAUCAAUCUUCCUGUUCGUUUUAUUGCUAUUUGCAAAACGAAGGCGUGUGAAUGUGGCGCGGGCUUAGCCGUGAACGCGACGGGCCCGAGCUCAUACAACGAAGGAGCUGGCAUCCUCGUCAACCUAUCGUUUUUUCCCUUGGAGAAGAAGAAUACGAAGAAACAAAAAAAUGCAAAACCCAACUGUGUUAACAAAAAGCUAGCCUUCCACGAGGAUAUGGAGCUAGAUGACUUCUUGGUUUCCCUUUGCCAGAUUCUUGAUGACGGCUUGAAUCUCCUCUCUACUUGUACACUCUAUCACAUCCAGUCACACGAGCCCAAUGAAGACAGCAGCUUGUCUAUCUCAUACUCUAUCCUUGGUACCUCUGACAAGGAUAUUAGUCUGGAGUCAGUUGACGAUUACAAGACCAUGGUGAAGGAUGUGUCAGCGAGAGGAAAGCCGAAGCUGAAAGUCGAGAUGAAGCAGCAGGAGGUGGAGCAUGAUGAUACUGGGAGUGAUUCUGAUUCUCGUGAGGAGGCAGAGAAUGCACCGGCUGCGAAGAAGGCCAAGACAGUUGGUCUGUCACCACAGGAGACCGCAAUUGCAGAGCGUGUUAAUGACCUCAUGGAUAUUCAUAAGUGCCACAAGAAAACCUGUAAAUCAACACACUGUGUGUUGUAUGGUCCUGAUCUUGACCACGGACCUCUCAUUGCACGUCACUUCAGUGAAUGGGGUUCUGCAUGGGAGGCGGGUAAGGAUGGCAUUGAUGCGCAGACUCCUCCAACCGGCGGUAUCUUCGACUUCAAAGCCACACAGAACUUGGAUGACAAUACCACUGACAUCAACCUCCUUGCCAGUCGCCGCCUACGCACUGCAACAUCCAAUAACACCGGUCCGAAUGUUCAAAUGAACUUUGAAGGUCUUGCUAAUGUUCUACGUGUUGCUCGUGGGCAAGAGAAUGAUCUCCAUCGUCCUGCUAAUCAUAUUCCAACUCGUCCUCACAUUCCUCCAAAGAUGGUCCUUGACGAAUUCUGCACCAAAUACGAGUUGGUUGCUUCAACAACGGGUAAGCUCCGCGAGAUGGAGCUUGCAGGCCCACAUAUCCUUCGGCUCCUCUCAAACCAAGACCUCAUUGCGGAUGCAAAGUUGACAAACACUCAGGUUGCCGAGGUUCGUGAUGCAGAGGAGAGGUGGUUGGCUGAUGCCGUGAAGGACAUUGACUAG